AUGACUGCACCGAUCAUGCUAAGCUUGGUAGUGCUUUGCUGUGUCCCUAUUGCCUUUGCAAAGAACACUCGGUUCAUAAAUUUCUUCCCAGCCUACCGGAGGUUUUUUAUCCAGACCCGCGAUGGCCCAUGUGCCGCAAAAUUUGCCCUACAACAGGCCGGGACUGACGUCUGUUGGAGUCUCUUAAAUUGCAUGCUAGAAAAUACAAGUGAGGUGAUACAAGCCGACACAGCAAGUGGAAUCGUCGCCUUAGGACUAACACCAACAAUUCUUACAUUCCUCGGUUCAGGCACAGCAGAGACCAGUCUUCUGGCGCGACGCCGACCGCUACUCGCGCUUCUCAUAGCAUCCGGCUCUCCAGCAGUCAGUCCUCUCCCUACAUUCGUUUACCCAAACCCAAUAGAGGAGCUGAAAGCGAGAGACAACCACCUUGCUAUAAUGCAUUUCUCCCCGAUACAAGCGAUCUUUGUAUCGAUUCUGGAAUAUGUCCUUGUUAUGGGGGCUAUCGCGAACGUGUACACAACGGCUUUCUACAUGGGUUCUUGGACUAUCAACACAAUCAGCUGUGGCGAUAAUUGGUAUCCCCUUAGUUGGGCGGUUACUACACUUAUCAUUCACAUUUUCGGUUCAUGGUGUCUAGCACUACGAGUGAAUACGACUAAGAAGAAUAAAGGCAGCCGGAACCAGGCGGAGAGAUGGUUUUGUCGGUGGAUCAGACAUGAAAUUACACCCUGUAUCACGCAUGAGAAACUGGAAUUGACUUGGAAACCGGAGAGCUAUUUGUUUGUCGCGAUAUCUUGGUGGACUUCUUUGCUUACAGUGGUGCAUCUCAUAUGGGGAACGGUUGUAUUCAGUUCUAUUCAAUUUAUAGGAUAUAUGGAUUGCAUUCCGCUUAUUGCGAGGUUCAUGGGCUCCGCCGUGAUCUGUCGCGCAAUUUUGAUGUUUGAGCUCGCUGGCAUGCGAAAUGCCCUUCAGUUUGAGAGCUCACGCGAGGAAUACUCUCUAGUGUGA
Molecule: messenger RNA, 1011 nt
Organism: Penicillium lagena
Lineage: Eukaryota; Fungi; Ascomycota; Eurotiomycetes; Eurotiales; Aspergillaceae
Exons: 2
Coding region: 1-1011 (336 amino acids)
Source: RefSeq, a predicted model, not a curated record